Pomacea canaliculata is the source of this 2574-nucleotide messenger RNA. RefSeq names its product protein FAM199X-like. The record is from RefSeq and is a predicted model, not a curated record. Bases 448 to 1236 code for a protein of 262 amino acids. The transcript has 8 exons. Lineage: Eukaryota; Metazoa; Mollusca; Gastropoda; Architaenioglossa; Ampullariidae.
GCUGCCAGCCAUGUAGGUUGUGUGCGGAACUAGCGUGACGCACCCGGCAUCCGCAGUCCACGUUGUAUGAGCACGUUGCUUCACCACGCAACCGAAACGUCGAGAGGGACGACUUCAACACGAUGAAAUAAAGUACCGCAGUGGUUCUAGAAGACAAGUAUUCUCAAACUUCACUGCAGAAAAUGAUAGCCGACACAGCUUUUCCAGCCAACAGUCCCUGGUUGUGUGACAAGGAACAGAAUUGGGGUGAUUUGGAAAAUCACUGGGACUCGUUUCCAUGGUCUCUCUCAGACAGUGAAGUUCAUGACUUCAUUACGAAGCUAAAUGGGGAGGAAAUUGAGAACGAAGCAGACACAGACCUGAUCUCCACACUGCAGCCAGACAUGCAGCUGUGGCAAAGUUCAGAUGACCUCGACUUUCUGUCAUCGGUCACACUAGACUUACUGGAUGAGGAAGAUGAUGAGUUUCACAUACAGAACAAUGUCAACAAUUUUUUUGUCUGGGAUAGAGACAGCAGCCAAACGCACCAAUGCCACAACAUUAAUUCAGUCAGGGUACUCCAGUGGCAGUGACAGCUGUAUCAGUGUUGAUGAGAAUGAUACUCAAAAGUCAGACAAGAAAGCUAAAAGUGUCUGUUCCACAUCGCUGACCGCCGUGAAGUCCCAUGUGGAAUCAAAAAAGUGCAAGACAAAAGCUGAUGCCCCAUCAAUGAAAAGACGAUGGAGCAGCAUGGAGUUUGAAGAACAACAAGAGGUUAUCACGGAGCUAGCAGAUAUUAUUAGCAUGCAGCUGGGUGUGAGAGAGAGGCUGGAGGCAAUACAUAUCAUCAAUCCUCACUGUCAAGUGUCACCCACUGAUAAAGAUUUUUUAAUAGAUGUUGAAGGUAUUACAGAUCAGCAGUUUAUAGCUCUUCAAAAAUUUGUGCACAGACACACAGUAAAUACAUCAGAUCUGCAUGGUGGGAACUGCAAUCUUAAUCGCCAUCUUCGACAGCAGGGAAGGGCCACUCCAUCAAAACAUUGUCCAGGAGAUCUUCACCGACAAAACAAAAACAAGAGUGGGCGGCGUAAGCGCACGGAACAGAAGACAUUUCAGCCAAUGACAAAAGUGGCACGGCAACGGCAGAAAGAAAAACAAAGUGGCUAUUUUUUACACGAAGUUUGGAUGACUGUCUCCUCAUCCCCUAAGCCAGGAAAAGAGCAAGACAUUGAUGAACAUAUAGACAUUUUGGAAUAAUGUUUUUUUUUUUUUAAAUACUUGGGUGUGCACUUGUAUGUCUGCUGUGUGAACAAGAUGUCAGUGCAAUGUGACAUAGGACUCUGAUUCUGCACAAAAUUACUUGAAAAUCUCCCAGUUUUUCCCGGAGAUGGAUGCUUAGUAUUCAGCUGCUUUCUACAAUGAAGUGUCAGUUUUGGAGGAGGACUAUGUCAUGCAGUCAGUAAAGUGAAGAUGAGAGAAGUGGCCACAUUGUUGCUGUGGUGCUUUGAUGUACAUGAUUCCUGUAUGUGGUGUACAUACAUGAUUAUGCCUUUUGAGGUUGGUGCUUUAUUUUUAAUAAUCACAAAUGGUACAAAACCAUAUGCACCUAAUCAAUAUUUGUGUUGACACAGAUGCUCUACACUCAAAAACAAAAGGCAUUUAUAAGUGCAAAAUCUAAGUCUCAUAUAAAUGUAUGAAAUCUAAAGGGCUCUUGAAGGCCUUUUUUUCUUUGUUGACUUGUUUACUAUGUAAAUCAGCAUCAACAUGGGUAGUGGACAACAGUGUCCACAGAGAACACUUUGGCUUCUUUGUCUUCUUCUUGGUAAGAACAUUCUAGUGGCCAGCAAGACAAAGUUGUGACAUUUUCAUGGUUUAAAUGACAAUGAAACUCUCUUCUCACUUUUCCAAACUGAAAUUUGUAAAGAAAGGUAAUGUAUUAAGCAACUUAACGAAGAGCAAAGGAACUGUCCCUAUCUUUGUGACUAUGCCGUAAGUGCCUAAAUGGACAAAAACCUGUUGGUCUGUAGUGUCUUUGUCAAAAUGGAAGAGCAGUAAUGUAGGCAUGUUUUCAGAACCUUGAACUUGAGCCAGCAUUUUCACUUGCAAACUUAAAAUGUUUAGUGCUUUAACCCUUAGCUCAUUGCAGAAACUUUUCCCUCCCUGGUGCAUUGUUUAAUAAUUGUAGGUGGAGGUCUGCUGCAGAUCAGGCCUUUUGACGAAGAUAAGGUGGCGACCUUCAUUCCAAGACCUUUAGCCAUAGGGAAAGCAAGCAUGGGCAGUCAGCUGCCUGCAGUCCCACAUGGAGGAAUUUUUUGUUGACUCCAAACUAGUUUUCAGCUUAGACUGAGGCCAAAAAUGUCAUCGUUCCUUUGUGUAGAGGCUUAGCACUGCGGGAUUUGUCACAGGAGUUCUUUUCCCUGAUGAUUACUAGCAAAGUCUGUGAUUCCAUAUGUCAUUAUUGUUUGACUUUGUGGGAGACAGGGUCUUUAGAGAAAUGUCAAAACAAAUUUGAUCGGAAGUCCUUCUGUUCCACUUCCAACUGAUCAUCUUGUUCCUGAAAGAAUGAAACAUUAAAAGAAACUGCCACCUCUUGAA